AUGAAGUUUGCCUUCACCCUCGCAGUUUUGGUCACUUUCCUCUUCGCCCAUUCUAUUCACGUCUAUGGAUAUGGAAUACCUCAAUGUUUGCCUGCAUUAGCAAGCUAUCUCCAUGGUCAACAGGCAUUGCUGCUAAGUGUUAAGAACGACCUCCAUAGAACAAAGCAAUUGUUAAAGCAAGCUAUUAACAAAUGGCCCCCUGGUCACUACUGCAUCCUUGCGAAGGGACCAUGUCCAACGGGCUUCCUUCGCUCCGCAGGUCACAUGCGAGCAUUGAAGAUGUACGCCUCUAGUGCCGUUUAUAUCAAACCAGCCACGUUUGGAGACAGCAGGAUAAAAUGUCAUGGCCAUCCAUGCGGCCGGUAUGGACAGUGGAUUGGAGAGCUUCAUAUCACAGCAUGCUGCAAGUGAUGGGGAUACAAGAUCACCUACCCCAGCACCAUAAUCAACCCAAUCAAUAACCAAAAUGGGUCUAGAAGUGAUUGUAGCCGUCGU
Stylophora pistillata is the source of this 495-nucleotide messenger RNA. RefSeq lists its product as uncharacterized. The record is from RefSeq and is a predicted model, not a curated record. Lineage: Eukaryota; Metazoa; Cnidaria; Anthozoa; Scleractinia; Pocilloporidae.